This is a messenger RNA of Rubroshorea leprosula, 2888 nucleotides long. Lineage: Eukaryota; Viridiplantae; Streptophyta; Magnoliopsida; Malvales; Dipterocarpaceae. The record is from the annotation of a GenBank genome assembly.
CACUGUCUUCUGUUUCUGCAGUAACAGUCCUACUUUAACCUCUGUUUGCAAUCCGUUAAACAGACAAGAAGGACUAAACGACACCCAGAUAAGUUUUAGUGAUUUUCCUUGGGCUUUUGCAGUUACCCAAUUGUGGAAGAUUGUUAAUCUGGAAAAAAAGAUAUCUUCUUUUGUAUAAAGACUUGAGCUUUUGCAAAUUGGAAGUGGGGAUUGAGGGGUUUGUGAAAAUAUGGACGAGGAAGAUAGGAUUUCAGAGAGCAGUGGUGGUAGAUUGGCUCGGCGGAGUUAUAGUGGUGGCGGGGAAUCGAGGUGGGUUGAUGGUGGUGAAGUGGACUCUGAUUCACCACCUCAUUGGUCUUCGACUGGUGAUUAUGAUAGCAGAGGAGAGUAUGGAUCUUUGAGGAGGAGGCUGGUGAAGAAACCAAAGAGAGUUGAUUCAUUUGAUGUUGAAGCCAUGGAGAUUGCUGGUGCUCAUGGUCACCACUCCAAGGAUCUUUCUACUUGGGCCACUCUUGCAUUAGCCUUUCAAACACUAGGUGUUGUAUAUGGUGACCUCGGCACCAGCCCUCUCUAUGUUUUUGCUGAUGUAUUUAGCAAGGUGUCUGUUACAUCAGAGGUUGACGUCUUGGGUGCUUUAUCACUGGUGAUGUACACAAUUGCUCUUCUCCCAUUAACAAAAUAUGUUUUUGUAGUGCUCAAAGCCAAUGAUAAUGGAGAAGGAGGAACAUUUGCACUGUACUCACUGAUUUGCAGGUAUGCAAAGGUUAACAUGCUGCCAAAUCGUCAGCCUGCUGAUGAACAGAUCUCAAGUUUUAGGCUCAAGCUACCCACUCCAGAAUUUGAAAGGGCUUUAAGAAUUAAAGAAACUUUGGAAAGGAGAUCAACCUUGAAAACCCUUCUACUGUUGUUGGUUUUGAUGGGAACUUCCAUGGUUAUCGGGGAUGGUAUACUAACUCCUGCAAUAUCAGUCAGUGGACUUCAGGGUGAAAUAUCAGGAAUUGGCACAGGUGCGGUGGUUGCCAUUGCAAUCAUAAUGCUCGUGGGAUUGUUUAGCAUACAGCAGUUUGGAACUGGGAAAGUUAGUUUUAUGUUUGCUCCUCUAAUUGCUUUAUGGUUUUUCUCCCUGGGUUCCAUUGGAAUCUACAAUAUGGUGAAGCAUGAUAUUUCUGUUGUGAGGGCAUUUAACCCAGCUUAUAUCUAUUUCUUCUUCAAGAAGAACAGCACAGAUGCAUGGUCAGCUCUUGGGGGUUGUGUUCUGUGCAUUACAGGGGCUGAAGCAAUGUUUGCUGAUCUAGGACAUUUCUCCGUGCGAGCCAUACAGAUUGCCUUCACUUGUGUGGUGUUUCCCUGUCUUCUUUUGGCCUACAUGGGUCAAGCUGCAUACCUAAUUAAAUACCCUAAUUCCGCAGAAAGAAUAUUUUAUGAUUCUGUGCCAGAUGUUCUUUUCUGGCCGGUUUUUGUGCUAGCCACAUUAGCUGCAAUGAUUGCCAGCCAAGCUAUGAUAUCUGCUACCUUUUCAUGUGUCAAGCAGUCAAUGGCUCUUGGAUGCUUCCCAAGACUGAAGAUAGUUCACACCUCAAAGAGACGGAUGGGUCAAAUUUACAUCCCUGUAAUCAAUUGGUUUCUAAUGACAAUGUGUAUAGUUGUUGUCUCCAUCUUUCAAAGCACUGCAGAUAUCGCCAAUGCAUAUGGUAUAGCUGAAGUAGGUGUCAUGAUGGUUACAACCACCUUGGUGACUCUUGUAAUGCUUCUAAUAUGGCAGACAAACUUGUUUCUGGCUUUGUGUUUUCCGCUUGUUUUUGGAUCUGUGGAGCUUACCUACUUUUCGGCUGUUCUAACAAAAGUCCUAGAAGGAGGUUGGCUUCCCCUUGUUUUUGCUACUAUCUUUCUCACAACAAUGUAUAUUUGGAACUAUGGCAGUGUUCUGAAGUACCAGAGUGAGGUAAGGGAGAAGAUAUCCAUGGACUUCUUGCUUGAACUUGGCUCCACUCUCGGGACAGUUAGAGUACCAGGAAUUGGUUUGUUAUACAAUGAACUUGUCCAAGGCAUUCCCUCAAUUUUUGGGCAGUUUCUACUCGACCUUCCUGCCAUUCAUUCUACUAUUGUCUUUGUAUGCAUCAAGUAUGUCCCAGUUCCUGUUGUCCCUCAAGAGGAGAGAUUUCUUUUUCGAAGAGUUUGCCCCAAAGACUACCAUAUGUUUCGCUGCAUUGCACGUUAUGGCUACAAAGAUAUCAGGAAGGAAGAUCACCAUGCAUUUGAGCAACUUCUGGUUCAAAGCCUCGAGAUUUUCUUGAGAAAUGAAGCUCAAGACCUUGCCUUGGAGAGCAAUCUAAACGAGAUGGAUCUUGAUAGUGUUUCAGUGAGCUCAAGGGAGUUUGGUAACCGGGAUGGUUACAACAAUGAAGAGCUUCGUAUUCCAUUAAUGCAAGGCACAAGAUUUGAUGAAGCAGGAACUUCUGUAUCAGAAGAUGGUUCAUCAGCACUGCCAUCUAGUGUGACGUCAGUAGAUGAGGACCCAAGUUUGGAGUAUGAGCUUUCAGCUCUUCGAGAAGCAAUGGAAUCGGGAUUUACCUAUCUGCUUGGGCACGGGGAUGUCAGGGCGAAAAAGAAUUCUUUCUUUCUCAAGAAACUGGUUAUAAACUACUUCUAUGCAUUCCUAAGGAGAAACUGCAGGGCAGGAACCGCAAAUCUGAGCGUACCUCAUAUGAACAUCAUUCAAGUUGGCAUGACAUACAUGGUAUGAUUGGAUUGGUUUAUAACAAACACUAGAACUUCACUUUUUGCUUAUAUACAUCUUCUGCUAGUUCGUCUUUAAAAUCUUAGAUGAAACAAGCCAGAAGUGAUCAAUCUUGCAUGUCAAGAUUGUCUGCCUUCUGAAAUUUUUUUUU